GCCAAAGAGACAGCGUGCGUCCGGACUGGCGCGGACGACUUCUCGUAUGAGCUCCGCCAUCGCGCACGUCCUAAGCACGCCCGAGCUCGUGCUGCACAUUGCGGCCUACCAAGCUGGCGCGUGGCGCGACUUCAUUGCGCUGCGGCCCUUGGCCAUCGUCGACUUCCAGGCGCGGCUGAGUCCGAUGGCCAGCACCUGCCGUGACUUUUGGCUCUCGUACGAGCGCACCGACUUUGUGCCGACGCUGCGCCGCAUCGACGCCGAGUUCCUCACGCCAUGGUACCGCGGCUACGGCCUCGCGCGCGUCCUGCGCUACAUCGACGCUUACGGCUACCGCGGCUUCUUCACGCUCCUCAUCGACGCCGUGCACGCGGGCCGCCUGCCCGUGCUCAUGUUUCUGCACCAUACGUACGGCAGCGGCUGCGACGUGCAGCACCUCGUGGACCUUGCGGCGUGCAGCGGUCAUCUCGACGUGCUCACGUUUCUGCAUCAGAACGGGUACAAUGGCUGCAGUACGAGCGCGAUGGACGGUGCGGCCGCGCUCGGGCACUUGCAUAUCGUCCAGUUCCUCCACGAGCACCGGCAAGAAGGCUGCAGCGUCCAAGCCCUUGAUUUCGCAGCUCAGAACGGGCACUUAAACGUUGUCAAGUUUCUCAAGACGCACCGCAACGAAGGCGGGACCCCCGGUGCGAUCGACUUUGCCGCGCAGAAUGGCCACUUUGACGUCGCCGACUAUUUAUCGCAGUUUGAAGCCCAGAAACCCUCCAAGCUCUGGAUGCGCUUCUACUGGGUACGGCCGGGCGAGAGUCUCUGGCGGCAUCAGCUACUGCUCGUGUUGCUCCUUGUCUUGAGCGUCUCGGCGCUCGGCGUCAUCAUGGCCUUUAGCCCGCUUCAAAUCAACGCCAUCGUGCUUCCCCUCCUCGCGCUUAUUGCGAUCUAUGUCGGCGUUCGCUGCCUCCACCGAUAGUACUAAUGUUAUGCUAUAAAGCACCUCCAUUGUGCUGUGUCAACUUCCCGUCUUCCGAGUUGACAUCAUGACCACUACUGAAUAGGUGAAUUUCUAUCCUUGUCUUCAAAUUUCAAGGUUCGAAAGUGCAGGAAAAGGUCCUUUUUACGCCUAAUUAGGCAACUAAGCCGAAAUGUAGAUCGAUU
This is a messenger RNA of Saprolegnia diclina VS20, 1152 nucleotides long. RefSeq lists its product as hypothetical. Bases 47 to 967 code for a protein of 306 amino acids. Gene Ontology annotation, molecular function: protein binding. The transcript has a single exon. The record is from RefSeq and is a predicted model, not a curated record. NCBI's taxonomy places the organism in Eukaryota, Oomycota, Saprolegniomycetes, Saprolegniales, Saprolegniaceae.